Messenger RNA from Octopus sinensis (East Asian common octopus), 3887 nucleotides. RefSeq names its product WASH complex subunit 5. The record is from RefSeq and is a predicted model, not a curated record. Gene Ontology annotation, biological process: endosome fission; endosome organization; regulation of actin nucleation. Lineage: Eukaryota; Metazoa; Mollusca; Cephalopoda; Octopoda; Octopodidae. Gene Ontology annotation, cellular component: endosome; WASH complex. Bases 205 to 3705 code for a protein of 1166 amino acids. The transcript is spliced from 29 exons.
AAAUGAAAGACUGGAAUAAUUUUUCAAUGGGGACUUUGAAAUCUGCUCACCGAAGUGAAUCACAUGAUAUCCAAUAUGGAAGGUGGGCGGUAGAUACUCUGCACCAAGUCAGAUCUAUUUUCUAUGUAUUUAAGAAUCUACAAACGCUCCCCUUAGAAAGUCUUUCAGCUCCUGGUUGUUAUAUUGAUACCAGAGCCUUAAAACAUGACAGAAUUUCUAGCUGAAAAUAACCAGUGUGGCCAGAACCUGAUUCACCUGACAUCAAGAGGUAACGCUAUUAUAGCUGAGCUGCUUCGACUGUCGGACUAUGUUCCGCCUGUGUUCCGCCAAGAUAACCGUCAGGACCAGGCGAAAUAUGGUGAGAUCCUCUGUGACUUCAGUUACUUCAAGAACACUGAGCAGUUUGACAGCAAAAUUGACAGCCGACCUGACCUUCAAGAUCUGGAUGAUGAAUUCAAAGAAAACCACAUCGAAAUUGUAACCCGAUUCUACCAGGCAUUUUCCUGUAUUCACAAAUAUGUUUCUGAUUUCAACAGAUUUCUGGAAGAGCUCGAAGAAGGGGUGUACACCCAGCAGACAUUGGAGAGUGUAUUACUGAAUGAAGAUGGUAAACAGUUACUGUGUGAAUCUUUGUUCUUGUACGGUGUGAUGCUGCUCGUGACCGAUAUGAAAAUAGAAGGAAUAAUAAGAGAAAGAAUACUCGUCAGCUAUUACCGCUACAGUGCACAAAAGACCGGUGCUGAUGACUCUAAUAUUGAUGAAGUCUGCAAACUGUUAAGAAGUACUGGAUUUUCAAAUGCUGCUGGAGCCAAGCGACCACCCAAAUAUCCAGAGUCAUUUUUCGGCCGAGUUCCCAUCAACAGUAUAUUUAUCAGUAUGGUAAUUGGCCGGCUUCGUUCAGAUGACAUUUACAACCAGGUGGCUGCUUACCCACUUCCUGAACAUCGGUCUACUGCUCUUGCUACCCAGGCUAGCAUGUUGUAUGUGAUUCUUUAUUUUGAACCAGAGAUACUCCACAACCAGCAAGCCAAAAUGAGAGAGAUUGUUGAUAAAUAUUUCCCUGAUAAUUGGAUAAUAAGUGUCUACAUGGGUAUAACUGUGAACCUAAUUGAUGUCUGGUCCCCUUACAAAGCUGCAAUGAUUGCUCUGAACAACACUCUGGAGCAGAGUAACAUUAGGGAACAGGCUACAAAAUAUAACCAGAAAAUGAAAAGGCUUAAUAUCCAGCUGGAGAAGAACCUACAAGAAGGAGUCUUACAGGAGGACUUCAUUCUAGACAACAUCCAGAAGUUGAUGAAUAUUAUGCGAGAAGGGAAUGUCACACUUCGCUGGUUACUGUUACACACUGCUGCUUUACCAACUUCUGCAACUCAGGAAAAUGCCAAAAAGUAUCGCCAGGUUCGUGAACAAGUGCUUACUGACAGCCAAUAUUCACCUCUAGCACUAUUCCAACUUCUUCUAAAUAUUGGACAAUAUGAACUCAAGCUAAAAGAAAUCUUCAAACAAAUGUUGUCAGAAAAACAGACCAAGUGGGAAGGUUACAAAAAGGAAGGCACUGAACGAAUGCAGGAAUUAAGUGAAGUAUUUUCAGGAAUGAAACCUUUAACAAGAAUUGAGAAAAAUGAUAACUUACAAGCUUGGUUUGCAGAAAUGUCCAAACAGAUCACCUCCCUUGACUAUGAUGAUUCCACUACUGCUGGUAGGAAAAUAGUCCAACUCAUUCAAGCUCUUGAAGAAGUCCAAGAAUUCCAUCAGCUGGAGAGCAACCUUCAAGUGAAACAGUUCUUGGCUGACACUCGUAAAUACCUUCAUCAAAUGAUUCGCACCAUUAACAUCAAAGAAGAGGUACUGAUCACUAUCCAAAUAGUUGCUGACCUUUCUUAUGCGUGGCACUUAAUGGACAGUUAUACAUCAAUAAUGCAGGAAGGCAUUAAGAAAGAUCCCUCCCUUGUGAUAAAACUGAGGGCAACAUUUUUAAAGAUGGCUUCUGCAUUGGAUCUGCCACUCAUGAGAAUUCUUCAAGCUAACAGUCCUGACCUUAUCAGUGUAUCAAAGUACUACUCAGGUGAACUGGUGGCCUAUCUUAGAAAGGUGUUACAGAUCAUUCCACGAACGAUGUUUGGUUUGCUAGCUCUGAUUAUUCAGAAGCAAACAGCACAAAUCAAAGAAUUGCCCACACGACUUGAGAAAGAUAAAAUGAAGGAUUAUGCUCAACUCGAAGAAAGAUAUGAAGUUGCUCGUCUGACCCAUUCAAUUUCUGUCUUUACUGAAGGAAUGUUGAUGAUGAAAACCACUCUUGUUGGAAUAAUUAAAAUUGAUCCUAAACAGUUGCUUGAAGAUGGCAUUCGCAAGGAACUUGUUCAGCAGGUAGCAGGAGCACUUCACCAAAGUUUGAUAUUCAAUCCAAAGGCUAAAGUUAGUGAACUCAUCCCACGGCUAAAUGGUCUUGGAGAUAGAAUGGAUGGCUUCCGAAGAUCUUUUGAGUAUAUUCAGGAUUAUGUAAAUAUUUAUGGCUUAAAAAUUUGGCAAGAGGAAGUAUCACGUAUUAUCAACUACAAUGUGGAGAUGGAGUGCAACAGUUUCCUGCGAACCAAGGUCAUUGACUGGCAAAGCGUUUACCAAUCUAAGACCAUCCCUAUUCCUCGUUUUGCUCCAGUUGAUGCCAGUGUCAACUUCAUUGGAAGACUUGCACGAGAAAUCCUACGUAUCACUGACCCUAAAAAUACUUCCUAUGUUGAUCAGAUGAAAGCUUGGUAUGACUUAAAAUCCAAACAAGAAAUUGUCAACCGGUUGUUGUUUCAAAAGUUACAGAAAGCUGUUGGCAGUUUUGGUCUGAAUGGUCUUGACCGACUCAUCUCCUUUAUGAUAGUCCAGGAACUUCAACAAUUCAAUAUGCUCUUGCACAAAAGCGUCUUACGAGAUAAAGGCAUGGUUGAAAUGAUUUCAACCCUAUCAAAAUCCCUGAAUCCCAUAAGGAGCCUUGUCAACCAACCAUACAAAGUGUAUUCCCAGGCUCUUACUAAAGCAGUGAAAUUGUGGCCUUCAUUUAUGGAAAUAAUUCUGAAGGUUGGACAAAUGCAACUAUUACGGAGGCAAAUAGCAAAUGAGUUGAAUAAUUCCUGUAAGUUUGAUUCCAAGAUUUUAGCCAGUGCUUUACAAACUAUGAACAAUGCAUUGCUAGCAGAUAUUCAGAGACACUAUCAAGAUCCAUCAUUGCCUUAUCCUGAUGAAGAAAACCCUCUUAUGUACCAGCUAUCAUCAUAUCUUGAAGCUGCUGGCAACCAUAAUCCUCUGUUGAAGAUUUAUAUUACAACAAAACGAGUCACUUGUUUCCCACUGUUCACCUUCCUUUUGGUCAUAUCCCAUCUUCCAAAACUCACCUACAAUAAAUCAAUAGGAACUAUAAUUUGUAAAAAGACAGCUGACCCUCUAGAUGCCCCACCGUUUAUUGUUGGGGUGAUCACAUUAUUGAAACAAUACCAUUCAGACAACACUGAUUUAUUCAUGGUGUUGAUGGGCCAGUAUAUACGAUCUUUGUUUGAGAUAAUCAAUACCACCAAAAACCACGAUGUAUCAAACGAUGUUCUCAAUGCUUUAGUUUUUGUUGAAGACUUCCUGUACUAUGGAGGCCUGACACGAAAGACCUUAGAAAGCCAUAUACCUGGCUAUAUAUUUGAUGAAUUCCGUUCCCAGUUACCAAAUUGAUGCUGCUGUAUUUCUGCUGCUAUUCUUUGGACAAGUCAUAUAUUCCCAAUGUUGAGCUGCAGCAUUCGUAUCUCUAUCACACACAAUCAUACCCGGAACUUUCCCUAAUUGUUAAUUUUGAAAUUUGUUAAAAAAUUUUCAUCAAACAUCAAAAAAAUAAAUAUUAUUUUCAACCCCCAAAA